Pollicipes pollicipes is the source of this 2332-nucleotide messenger RNA. Its product is annotated as putative sodium-coupled neutral amino acid transporter 7. Gene Ontology annotation, biological process: amino acid transmembrane transport. The record is from RefSeq and is a predicted model, not a curated record. NCBI's taxonomy places the organism in Eukaryota, Metazoa, Arthropoda, Thecostraca, Pollicipedomorpha, Pollicipedidae. Bases 291 to 1721 code for a protein of 476 amino acids. The transcript is spliced from 2 exons. Gene Ontology annotation, cellular component: membrane. Gene Ontology annotation, molecular function: L-amino acid transmembrane transporter activity.
UUGAGGCGUUUAAGGCGCGCUCCGCUCUUUGUUGACUGCGGUGGUUUGUCGCGGGGGUGCCGCGGUUCCGUUUCAUGGGGUGGUCGCUGAUGUUACGCUGAUCUGUUCAUCUAAGAAGUGCGUCUUCCACAAUUUUGAACGUUGCAUGGGAAAGGGUUGUGUUACGUGCGUCUGAAGUGGUUUAUUCAACCACGAAGGGCGCAUACAGCUGGUCAAGUUCGUGCCUUCGUGGCAGACGUUCGAAAACAGGUGUCGCUGCCAGCGAGCAGGCGCUGCAGGGCAGUGACGUCAUGUCGUCCCGGCGUCACCCGAGUGGCUCGCCGGCGGCGGACGGCCACGGUCCGCUAAACGACGUUCCGCUGCUGGAUCCACUGGACGAGGCACCGGAGCCGCUGCCGCCGCCGCCGCCGGCCGGGGACAUUGAGGGCACCAGCUGGGUGGGCGCCGUGUUUCUGAUCGUGAACGCCGCGCUGGGUGCCGGCCUGCUCAACUUCCCGCAGGCGUACGACCAGGCGGGCGGCGUGGCCGUGGCACUGACGGUGCAGGCGCUGCUGCUGGUGUUCAUCGUGGCGGCGUUGCUGGUGCUGGCGGAGUGCGCCGACCACAGCGCCAGCGCCACAUACCAGGACACCGUACACGGUCUGCUGGGUACCGGCGGACUCUGGGCCUGCAGCGGCGUGGUGGCGCUCUACUGCUACGGCACAUGUGUCACCUUUCUCAUCGUCAUACGCGACCAGUCGGACGUCGUCUUCUCGUCGCUGUUCGGGCCGCGCUUCUGCCACACGUGGUACAUGAACCACCUGUUCACCAUGCCGGCGAGCUGCGUGCUCUUCGUGCUGCCGCUCUGCUUCUCGCGGCGGAUCGACUUUCUCAAGUACGCCAGCUCGCUGGGUGUGCUGGCCAUCAUCUACCUGGACGGCCUGAUCGCUUUCAAGUACUACCAGGGCCACUUCCAGCCGGGCCCGAUCAAGCACGGCCCCGACGCAUGGACGGACGUGUUUCUCGUCAUGCCCAGCAUCUGCUUCGGCUACCAGUGCCACGUCUCCGUCGUGCCCAUCUACUCCUGCCUGCGCACACGCACCGUCACCAACUUCCUACGCGCCGCGCUCACCGCUAUCGCCGUAUGCGUGGCCACCUAUACCGUGGCCGGCACGUUCGGCUACCUGACCUUCGGCGGCCGCGUCACCAGCGACGUGCUCAUGUCGUACGACGCGCGUGAUCCCUGGGUCAUGGUCGGCAUCGUGGCCAUCGCCGUCAAGACGUACACCACGUACCCGAUCCUGCUAUUCUGCGGCCGCGAGGCGGCGGCACGCCUCUGGGUGGAGGCGCGCGGCCUGGACGAGGCGCGCGCCGCCGCCGGCGAGCGCACGCGUCGCUACGUGGUGGCGUUCGUCUGGUUCACCUCCUCCGUGCUACUGGCCGCGCUGGUGUCCAGUAUCGGGGCUGUGAUCCAGCUGCUGGGCAGCCUGGCGGCGCUCUUCAUCCUCGUCUUCCCCGGCCUGUGCCUGCUGCGCCUGCUGCUGGAGAAGGACCCCGAGCUGGUGUUGCGCAAGGACCGCUGGCUGCUGACCUUUGCUGUGGCGCUGGUGGCCGUCGGCGCCUUUGUCUUUGGCGUGGUGCUGACGCAGGCGCUGCAGAACGAUGUCGAGCGCCUGGGGCCGCCGCCUGCCGAUCUCUGCCGCGUGCAGCACGUCAUCGCUGGGGCUCCGCUACCCGGCUGAGGCCGGCGGUCGGCGACGCGGGGCCACUGCAGCAACUGUCAUGUGCGGGCCGCACCUGGUGAUACUCAACGUACGCGGGGCACAGCGUUUUUUCUCUUGUUAGGAUUCCAGUGGUUCACUGGGAGAUAUUUCUGACAUGCCACGGUAUAUUCCCCAUACGUUUUGGGAUGUUCUGUGACGAAGACGGGUGCUAUGAAUAUUUAUCUGAGGUGUUUGUUGGACAUUAUACAAUACUGUAUAUGAUAUCCCCUGUCCAGUGGCUGUUCAAGCUACUAUAGGUGCGUAGCGUUAGAUCUAUAUAAGUCAGUGUUUCGGCGCUUAAAGCGUAUAUGUUUUGUAUUCACUUGAUGUUCUCCCUGGUCAUGUUUUACUUCUGAACGUCUGCGUGAACUUACGAAUUUUCUGUCGUUGUGGUAUCUGUGGGACCUGUCAAUUAUUAACCCUUCCUUGCGUGUACCAAAAAUUGGAUCCGCUGUGCUGAGUCUUAACAUUUCAGAGUGUGCAUAGCCUAUGUUAUGGAAUAGCUCCUGUCCAGUGAUAUUUCGAACUGCGGUUCGGGAAAUUUAAUUGAAUUGCUUAUCGGUGGUACUCCAAUAUACAUCAAAAGUGUA